Yamadazyma jaroonii is the source of this 948-nucleotide messenger RNA. Lineage: Eukaryota; Fungi; Ascomycota; Pichiomycetes; Serinales; Debaryomycetaceae. The record is from the annotation of a GenBank genome assembly.
AUGUCAUUUGACAACAUGAAGAAAGUCAAUAACUUGAAUUUAAACAACAAACCAUCGUUGUUAUCGACAUCGUUGGCCAACCAAAGGCUUAUGGAUCAACAGAAUAUGAUAGAUUCCAAUUUGCCCGGAGUUUCUAGUGUCAUGGAAGAAGAAGAAGAUUAUAGUGAUCAUCCAGAACCUGAGUUGUUAGCUACUUCAGUAGAUGGUAAGUUGAUACCUUCUUCUUCUAGCAUUUCAUUAUUUUCAUUGAACCAAUCACAGCAGUACAGUCCAAAGAUUCAAAGUCAGACGUUUUCCCAGCUUACACCAGUACAGCAAUCUCCGCAACAAUCACAACAAUCACAACAAUCACAGUCACAACAGUCACAACAAUCAAUAGUAUCACCAUUAGCAUCACAAACAGCAUUAUCAACUCAACCACAAACCCAAUCACAACAGUACACCAGUCCUCAACUUGUUCAAGGAGAAUUACGUAGAGGCAGAAAUUCCGUCAGUUCCCUCAAUCAAAAACGUUAUGAAAACUAUAGACUUACAAGUCCACCAAUCCAAGAUCCCGUGGUGGCUAUCCCCAUCAACAAUAAAAAUUUAAAUGUCCCUGAUUCCCCCAAUUUAGAUCCUACAUCAUUAACAGGGUCACCUUCAAGAUUCUGGCUUUCUAGUCAAACACCCCCUAAACUGUUGAACAACAGUUACAAACGAUUAUCAGGACUUUCAGAAUAUCAGAAAAACCAAUUGAAUCAUCAAUUAUCCAACUUACAGUUGCAACAAAUCCAAUCAGUCCAACCUAUGAGAAUACCCAAAGACGUUAGAGAUUCACCUAUUUUGAAUCCUCAAACCCCCAACGAAGACCAACCAAUGACACCGCUUUAUUUGAACAAUAAUUACCUUACUAGCAAUUACUUUACCAAGGAUGCCCAUAUUGAUGAAGAAGAUGAAGAGAUGGUUUAA